AGCUGGCGGCAAUCAGCUGGUGAUAUCCAACAACUUGAUAUUAACACAAGAACGCCAAACUUGGCAAUCAUUCGAGGAGGGAACCCCUAUUAUCAAUACUAUAUGCGUUUGAAUUUUGUGGAUUAAAACCAAGAAUACACCUCGAGCCGGCCUCGGCCUGUACCACCAUGUUCAACGCCCUCAACCGCUUCAUAUCCCGUCUCGAUGGGGAUGUGCCCCAGAAGGAUAACAACGCCCAUGGCGGGUUUGGCUUCCAGGUCCUGCGAAACAACAACCUGGAGCUGAAGAUUGAGCCGUGGUUUGACUUUGUCGUCGGCAUCAAUGGCCGCAUGCUCGACAACCCGGACCCACGCUUGUUUGCCCAGGAAGUUCGCAACUGCGCCGGCGGCACAGUGACCCUGGGUUUGUGGAGUGCCAAGGGCCAACGAACCCGCGCCCUUCAGAUCCCCGUCCCCGUCGAUGCCCCGUCCCUGGGCCUGACGCUGCAGUGGACCCCUCUCUCUGCCGUCUCCAACAUCUGGCACGUCCUCGAUGUUCCCGCCAACUCCCCUGCCGACCAGGCCGGCCUGCUCCCCUACAGCGACUACAUCCUCGGCUCGCCCGACGGCGUGCUACACGGCGAGGGUGGGCUCGGCGAGCUGGUCGAGGACCACAUCGGCCGCCCCCUGCGCGUCUGGGUCUACAACAACGAGUACGACGUCACGCGCGAGCUGUCCAUCCAGCCCAGCCGCGACUGGGGUGGCCAGGGCGCCCUGGGCUGCGUCCUCGGCUACGGCGCCCUGCACCGCCUCCCCGCCCCGCUUAGCGAGCCCGUCAACGCACCCGGCGAGACCAUGUUUGACGGCGGCAGCGGCGCCGAGCAGUACGACGCUCCGCUCGUCUCGGACGGGGCCAACAUAUUCGUUCCUGGUGGCGAUGCGUCAAUGCCGCUACAGCAGCAGUCGCCUUACGAGGGUGGUGGGGAAUUCCUGGUCCCGGCGCAGUUGGCUGCCCCUGCGGCGACGACAAGCGCUCCGCCGAGGGGGAAGAAGAAGGACAGGCAUCACGGUGCGGGGGCAGGCAAGGGCAUGAUGGAUGACUACUUCAAGGAGCAGGAGGCAAAGAGCAAGGCGCUGGACAAUGCGCCGAGCGGGCGGGUCACACCCGUUGCGCCGCCGCCGCGCGCUGGCGGUAGUGGACCUCCCAAGGUUGGCGAGGCUGCGCCGCCUCCGCCGGCGGCCAAUGCUGAUGCGGCUGAAGGGGAGGAUGCUGGUUGACCGGCAUUGUAGAGCGUUGUAGAGCAUAGACUUGUUAUGAUUUCUCUUUUUAUGUUCUAGUAUCAAGCUGGCGUAGACCUGAUAGACCCUGAGCCAGUGUGGCACCUUUUUCCUUUUGGUUCAUUCCCGAUAGUUUCUGUCCUCUUUUGUGUAUGUGUUCAUCCGCCUAAUCGUCAUGUUCUUGUACUGUUACAAGUAUCCGCGGUAGCAGACGAACCAUAAUUGGGCCUCGUCCGAUAUGCAACGGCCUUUCCGCCCCUAAUGAUCUCGCACCAUCAUCCCCCCCGAAAACCCCAC
This is a messenger RNA of Pyricularia oryzae 70-15, 1553 nucleotides long. RefSeq lists its product as uncharacterized. Lineage: Eukaryota; Fungi; Ascomycota; Sordariomycetes; Magnaporthales; Pyriculariaceae. Gene Ontology annotation, biological process: Golgi organization. Gene Ontology annotation, molecular function: protein binding. Gene Ontology annotation, cellular component: Golgi apparatus. The transcript has 2 exons. Bases 168 to 1256 code for a protein of 362 amino acids. The record is from RefSeq and is a predicted model, not a curated record.